Arctia plantaginis is the source of this 2175-nucleotide messenger RNA. The record is from the annotation of a GenBank genome assembly. Lineage: Eukaryota; Metazoa; Arthropoda; Insecta; Lepidoptera; Erebidae.
AUGGCUGAGGAUAAGUCAAAUUUUCUGCUUCCAAACAACCAGAAAUUUGUAGAACUGGAUAGCUCACAGGCAUUUAAUAAACUAACUAACACAGAAAAACUCUAUGCACAUUAUUUGAGUAAGUCAGCAUGGAAUGGUGGGCUUAUUGUCCUCUUGCAAACAAGCCCGGAGUCUCCAAAAAUCUUCUCAUUGCUACACAGAAUCUUUGUUGGAGAAUCGUUGCAGUCUUUAAGAGAAGCUACUAACAAGCAAGGAGUCAGUAAUGAUGAUUUCCAGGCAUUUCUGGUUUAUGCCGGUGGCGUUUUCGCUAACAGCGGUAAUUAUAAAGGAUUUGGCGAUACAAAGUUUAUCCCAAACCUUGACAUGCAGACCUUCGAGCUUAUUGUUAAAGCAUCCAAAGCUUUCGAAAAUGAUACUCAACACAUGAUGAAACUUUGGCAACAGAUUCAACACUCUAUAUAUAGUAUUGCACCAAGGCUCACCAGUCUUGGGCUGGCUGAUAAGGGUGUUACAACAUAUUUCUCAAGUAACUGCACCGAGGAAGACUCAAACUUAGUCAAUGACUGGAUGAAAACGAAGCGUAUUGAGGCGUACAUUUGUCGCACGUUUAAAACAACAAGCGAUGAUGGCUUGCCCCUGUACACUAUCCAUUUGGCUAGUGUGGAGUCGUCAGCGAAACCACCUCUUACUAUGGACGUGGAAAAAUACAAGGGCGCAUAUUUCCAAGUCACUCGCGGGGACUACUCCCCACUUCUGAAUCGCGUCAACGAAAACUUAACCAAGGCAAUGGACUACGCCGCGAAUGACAACGAGAAGAAUAUGCUUCUGCAUUAUAUCAAUAGUUUUAAAGAGGGAGAUCUCGGUGAGCAUAAACAAGGAAGCCGGUUCUGGAUUAAGGACAAGGGACCUAUAAUUGAAACAUAUCAAGGCUUUAUUGAAACGUAUCGCGAUCCGAGCGGGCAACGUGGUGAAUUUGAAGGUUUCGUCGCCAUGGUGAAUAAAGAAAUGUCCAAGAAAUUCGGCUCAUUAGUCGAUGGAGCGGAACGAUUCAUUAAGAUGUUGCCCUGGGGGAGUGAUCUCGAGAAGGACACCUUCUUGAGACCCGACUUUACUAGCUUGGAUGUGCUGACAUUCUCUGGCAGCGGCAUCCCAGCUGGAAUUAACAUUCCUAACUACGACGAAAUUCGUCAAAACGAAGGCUUCAAGAACGUGUCCUUAGGGAAUGUGAUCCCGGCCGCGUACAAAGAGUCUGUCAUUCCAUUUUUAUCGGAUGCUGAUAAGCAACUUUUGGAGAAGUACAGGGUGGCUGCUUUUGAAGUACAAGUGGGUUUGCAUGAGCUGCUGGGCCAUGGCAGUGGGAAACUUUUAAUGGAAAAUGCCGAUGGUACAUUUAAUUUCAAUAAAGAUGCUGUGAAGAAUCCUCUUACUGGUAAGGAGAUUGAGUCAUGGUAUACCGCAGGUGAAACCUAUGACAGCAAGUUUACGACGCUCGGAUCUGCUUUUGAAGAGUGCCGUGCAGAAGCUGUUGGUCUAUAUCUGUCUUUAGUGCCGGAAAUAUUGAAGAUCUUCGGGUACGAGGGACAGGAGGCGGAAGACGUGACGUACGUGAACUGGCUCAGUUUGCUGUGGAAUGGGGCCGCAAAAGCCACAGAGAUGUACCAACCUUCCACAAAGACCUGGCUGCAGGCGCAUGCUCGUGCCCGUUUCGUGCUCAUGCGACUGUUGGAGUUAGAAGGGGACGGCAUGCUCACGGUCACGGAGUCCGAGCCUGGCAAGAACUUACUACUCACACUCCAGAAGGAUAAACUAGCCACGCAGGGGAAAAAAAUCAUAGGCGAGUUCCUAGUGAAGCUGCAAACAAUAAAGGCGACGGGCGACUUCGCGGCCGGCGAGCAGCUGUUUACCAAGUACAGCCAGCUCGACGAGCCUUGGGGGCGCUGGCGCAACAUCGUCAUGAUGCACAAGCAGCCGCGCAACAUCUUCGUUCAGCCAAACACCGUUCUCGCGAAAGGUGACGAAAUAGAGCUGAAGCGUUAUCCGGCAAGCGCGGAGGGCAUGGUCAGAUCCUGGGUGGAACGCUUUCCUAACACUGACGUGGAUGACAUCCUGGAACAACUUGCGGAGCGAGAUAGCCAGUACUUUACAGAGCUAAAGCCGAUUACUGCCGCCGCGUAG